This is a messenger RNA of Colias croceus (clouded yellow), 2176 nucleotides long. RefSeq names its product lachesin-like. The transcript has 10 exons. Lineage: Eukaryota; Metazoa; Arthropoda; Insecta; Lepidoptera; Pieridae. Gene Ontology annotation, cellular component: neuron projection. The record is from RefSeq and is a predicted model, not a curated record. Bases 205 to 1374 code for a protein of 389 amino acids.
GUUGCGAAUGGAACGCCGCGCAAGGCCAUUACUCCCGCGCUUUUCAAAAAAAAACAUCGCUGUUCGAAAUUCGAAAUACGAAUUGCGUGCUUCUUUUCGGAUUGAAAAAAAAUAUGGCCGCUUUCUAUGAAUACGCUUCGUGUUGAAUGAUUUUUCCAGACUGAUUGUGACUUAUUUUUAGUUUCUUGUGAUUUAAAACUUGUGAUGAUGUGGUCGCGUUCAGCGUUGGUUCUUUUGCUUGGAGUUUCAGUGUUGUUCCGGUGUACGGAUUCUGUUGACCUUCCGCGGUUCGUAGGGCCGGGUUCAAACGUCACGGUCACCGUAGGCCGGGACGCAGCCCUAACGUGCCGGGUUGACAACCUGCAGGCUUUUAAGGUGGCCUGGCUGCGCGUCGACACGCAAACGAUCCUGACCAUAGCGGGUCACGUGAUCACGAAGAACCACCGUGUCAGCGUGACACACGGGGACGGCACGUGGUCGCUCAUCCUGCGGGACGUGAGCCCGGGGGACGGGGGGCGGUACAUGUGCCAGGUGAACACGGAGCCCAUGAUGAGCCAGACGCACCUACUGCAGGUCGUAGUGCCCCCAGACAUAGAUGACGAAGCCAGCAGCAGCGAGCUGGUGAUCCCCGAGGGGGGAGCGGCAGCACUACGCUGCGUGGCAUCUGGUACUCCACCCCCCACUAUCACUUGGAGGAGAGAAGAUUCCCGACACUUCAAGAUUAAUAAUCAAACAUCAGUGUCAAAAUCAAGCGGCGAAUGGCUAAAUCUAACUGCCGUAGAACGGACGACGUCAGGCGCUUACCUCUGUAUAGCAACGAAUGGAGUCCCGCCGUCAGUAAGCAAGAGAAUACUACUAAAUGUUAUAUUCGCUCCCUCAGUAUGGACGAGCAAAGUAGCGAUUCGAGCCCUGUCAGGGACGUCGGUGACGCUGCAAUGCACUGCGGAGGCCUAUCCUAUACCUGUCACCUAUUGGGUGCUUAAUGGAGAACAGAGGCUGGUAAAUGGUUCAAAGUACACAAUAAGCCGCACAUCCCGCGGCUACCGGCACACGCUGUCGCUGUCGGUGGGCGGCGGCGGCGUGGCGCGCGGCGACGCGGGCGCGUACCGCUGCCACGCUGAGAACAGCGCUGGCAAGGCGCAUGCUGAAGUUUUCUUGCACAUGCUCACAACAACAACAACUACUACAACAACAACAACAACAACCACAACAACUACAACCCCGCCGCCAACAACAACAACAGUGCUGCCAUAUGACGACAGUCACUUAGAGGAGCUGCACCGCGGGGUGAUCGAGGACCCCGCGCUAGAGGACACAUACGUGGUGCUCAGCCAACACCAAAUGCAGAACCUUGAAAUGAUAACGACGAUGUGACCGGGGAGCGGGGGGCGCGCGGAGUCCCCCUGGUCGGACGGCUGGCCGCCACUGCGCGACCGUGCGCCAGCACUGGCCCACGCCUUGGCGCCAACACUCGCCAUCGUAGCCGCCGCGCUCGCCGCGUUGGCGUGAUGCUAAGCGAGAUGUGAUAAUACUUGCGCCAAUAGUUGGGCCAACGUUUGCGCCAAUUGUAUGGCCAAUAUUUGUAUCAACAUUGGCCAUUUCUACCGUCAAUAUGGUUGGUGAUAUUAAGGACAUUGCUACCAUUGCGCCAACCUUGGCCAUGCUGGUUGAUACAGUGAACUGUGUUAGUGAAGUGAAUUUGAACUGAAGUGAAUAAGACUAUGAAUAAAUUGUAAUCGUUAAUGAUACAAUAUUGGACAUAAUAAUUAUGUGAAUCUUUUUUGUUUUUUAUGUUAUUAUUUAGUAGGUGGCCAAAUUAUUAUCUGCUACAUUCAUUUAUUUCAGUACAUAUUGAGUUUGAAUAGUUAUUUUAAUGAUUUUUAAAAGCUAAUAGUGUAGGAAACUUUUUACUUACUUGCUAUAAGUUUGUGUCUGAUGAUUUGGCCACCUGCAUUAAAAACUAUAAAAUAUAAAUACUUCCUCUCAGUUGUCUUAAUUUAAAUAAACACAUUGAUAAUAAUUAAGCUCUCGUGUAUAAUAAAUAGAUUCAGAUUCAUUUUCAAUACUUUACAUUCAUUUAACCUAUAUCAAUGUUUUAAUUUAAAACUUACUAUAAAACGUAACGUAAUUACUAUAAUAAUAUAAUUUAGAAUAAACUAUAAUCUAAAGCUGUAAA